This is a messenger RNA of Laccaria bicolor S238N-H82, 591 nucleotides long. RefSeq lists its product as uncharacterized. The annotation marks the transcript as partial. The record is from RefSeq and is a predicted model, not a curated record. The transcript has 4 exons. Lineage: Eukaryota; Fungi; Basidiomycota; Agaricomycetes; Agaricales; Hydnangiaceae.
AGGGGAACUCAAAAGGGCUACAAUAUCUGCAACUCCACCACUGAAAACCAGCACUCCCUUUGUCAAACGUCCAUAUUUAACACUCUCGACGAUUUCUGCUUAUGGGCACCCGCUGAGCCCAACUCUGUUGUCGGCAACAUUGAAGGCGAGAUGAUUGCUUGGUGCACGAAACCUGGCCAUGGAACUCGCCUCAUUCCUGGUGGCGCCCUCACUGGCCUGCAGUAUAUGAAAACACCAGAUUACAUUCAGAUCGUAGGCUUCCUUGAUCAGACGAAGGUUGACAUUCAAGCAGGCGAUUAUGGUGGUGAAAUGGAUCCCCAUGGAGCUGAUCUCCGCGGCAAUCCCAUGGGCGGCAUUGUCUAUUCCAACGCUUGGACGGGAUCAUACCUUCAGGUGAUGGAAUGGCACAACUUCAUCGGCAGCGACGCCUUCUGUUUCAAAGCCUGUGAUCCCCGCGGCCCAAACGCAGCCCAUUUCUGCGAACACAUCUUCGACCGCAUUGGAUGCGCCUACAAUGCCCCCAACAACGCGAAACCCGGUGUCUUUGAAUCGUGCGAGGGCGACAAUCAAGAUUUUCCCGGUAUCUACACU